Molecule: messenger RNA, 1134 nt
Organism: Topomyia yanbarensis
Lineage: Eukaryota; Metazoa; Arthropoda; Insecta; Diptera; Culicidae
Product: syntaxin-8
Exons: 4
Coding region: 142-849 (235 amino acids)
Biological process (GO): intracellular protein transport; vesicle fusion
Cellular component (GO): SNARE complex; endomembrane system
Molecular function (GO): SNAP receptor activity; SNARE binding
Source: RefSeq, a predicted model, not a curated record
AAAACAAACAUAUAUUUUGCUAAUUAUUUCGUCUCUUAUCAAGCUUCAAUAAAAUUAAAAUUUUUCGCAAAGGAAAAAAUAGAUUACUCAUCAUUCUGUAGUGCUUUUCGUCUUGAAAAUAAGAAAAAAAAACUACAACGAAUGGCCCUAAUCAACAUCGAUGGAGAUCCGUGGCUAGGAGAUUUGGACGCCUGCGAACGACUGAGCAAUGAAAUUCAAUCCCAGCUGGUAUCUCGCAACCGCCAAAACAGUUUGUCCCGCGAAUACUCUUCGAUUUCCGGCCAGACCAGGGUACGGUUGAAGCAGUUCGGAUCGGAACUGGAACAGCUGAACAAGAAGCUAAACUACAUCUCCGGUUCGCUGACGUCGGCCGAAACGGAACGCAGACAGCGGCUGGUUGAGGCUCUACAGUCAAAGCUAGUUCAGCUGCAGCGGCAGUUUAGCACUGUCGAAGCUUCGGCAGAGCGAGCCAGUUUGUUUGCCUCAGACAACAACCGGUUGUUCGACGAUGAUGACGAUGAUCCGGCGUUAAUUAGACCGGAGGCAAGCUAUACUGUAGCGGAUUUACGGGCGCAGCAGACGCGAAUAUUGGAAGAUCAAAACGAGGGAUUGGAAGCAUUGUCGCGGGUCAUAUCCAGACAGAAAGUUCUAGCUACUCAGAUUGGAAGUGAAGUUGACCGUCACAAUGAAAUAUUGGACAAUCUGGCUGACACGAUGGAAACGACGGAUGCCCGGUUGAACCGAGAGACACAUCAAAUCGGUAUCGUUACCGUGCAAGAUUCGACCUGGGGCUAUUGGACAGUGAUUGGAAUUCUAGCGGUGGCUAUUAUCAUAGUGGCCAUUCUUUAGCUAAUGGUGCUCGGUUUCCUAGUCGAAGACACGGUUCGAACUGGAACGGGUGUGUAUGUAUAGAAAACAAUUUUUUUGAGCAAUGCUGGUAAAAAUGAACACUAUUCAGAUAAAAUGCAUGUCCUUAUAAGUAUCUUAUAUUUUAUCACCGGUAACUUUGUAUAAUACAUAAUAUGUUAUAAUCAAAAAUCUUUCAAUUAUACAUUAAUAUCAAUAAUUGGGCCCACGAGGGUCAUAUUGGCACUGUAAGAUUAGAUGAAAAUAUAUCAAUGAUUUCAAUUCGGA